CAGUUGUGAGCGAGCAACAAGUGAGGCAAGUUGCAAAAACUAAAGAAUUAAAUAUAUUAUUAUUAUUAUAUUUCUAUUAAAUUCACAAUUCUAUUAAAUAUAAACACAACUAUUAAGCCAUGUCAAGUGUGAUACCAAAAACUGUGAAUCCCGAUUUGCAAAAAGAAAGAGAUGCAGCCAGUUUCAAGACUGAAGAGUUUGCCGCCUGGUGGGCAGGUGGUGAAGAGAAACUUAAAUUUAAUCGCGAUAUUAGAACAUAUUUAUCGAAGGAUUUCGAUUUGAAUGAACUGGGACAAUUGUGGUAUAAAGCUCAUGAGGAUAUUUUUGAGGCAUCCACAAAAUCGGCCAUUGAUUUGGCCAAGAAACUUAGAGUUCUACAAGAGGAACGUAAUCCCGGAGGCAAUGAUUAUUGGCCGGGUCUUUUUGACACUCCAGUCACUUGGGGUCUGAUUCCCGGUGGCAAUCCUUUUGGCGUAAUGUAUGUGAUGCUGGUCAAUGCCUUGAAGGCUCAAUGUACUGAUGAGCAGUAUGAAGAGUUUGGCUCAAGAAUCGAAAAAUUCCAAGCUACCGGAACCUAUGCCCAAACUGAACUGGGUCAUGGCACUUUCUUGCGUGGCCUGGAAAUGCGUGCCGACUAUGACCCAAAAACAGAUGAAUUUGUGCUAAAUACUCCAAAGAUUACAUCCUACAAAUGGUGGCCAGGAGGCUUGGGUCAUAGUUCUAAUCAUUGCAUGGUCAUGGCCCAAUUGUAUAUUGAUAACAAGUCAAAGGGUCCACACAUGUUCUAUGUUCAAGUGCGUGAUGAGGAGACUCAUGAACCUUUGCCGGGCAUUCAUAUCGGUGAUAUUGGCAAGAAGAUGGGUUUCCAUGGCGUCAAUAAUGGUUUUCUGGGAAUGAAGAAUGUUAGAAUACCGCGAACCCGCAUGCUGAUGCGACAUGCCCAAGUCCAUGAGGGUGGCAAAUAUGUCAAAAGUCCGGCCAAUGUCCUUACAUACUAUGCGAUGGUGAGGACACGUUGUGUUGUGGCCAGAAAUAAUGCUCUAAUGUUGGCCGCUGCAGCUACAAUCUCGACACGCUACUCAUCCGUGAGACGUCAAAGUCCCAUUAAUCCGAAUGAACCCGAACCCCAGAUUAUUGAUCAUGUUACCCAGCAAUUGAAACUGUUUCCCGAAAUAGCUGCCAGUGUGGCGUAUCGUUUGGCCGGUGACUAUUUGUGGCAAUUGUACGAUGUGACCUUAGAAGACAUUAACAAUGGCAAAUAUCAACGUCUGCCUGAAUUGCAUUCCCUGUCGUGUGCCCUCAAGGUUCUAUGCUCCGCGGACUCUACAAGUGGUGUCGAGAGAUUGCGUUUGGCCUGUGGUGGUCAUGGUUACCUCAGUGCUUCCAAUCUUUGUCACAUAUAUGGCAAUGCCACCGCCGCUUGUACAUAUGAGGGAGAGAAUACGGUUCUCCUCCUGCAGAUUGGACGUUUCCUUAUGAAAUCUUGGCGCGCCUCCCUAAGUGGAGCUACCUUGGCUCCCACAGUUAGCUACUUGACCGAGGUGCAAAAGAAUCCAGAGUUUGGUGCUUGGACAGGCAGCUGGGAGAACUUAGUCAAGGCCAUGCAAUAUGCUGCUGCCAACAAAACCCGUACAGCCUUCAAGAGUCUAUCGAAACGUCUUUCAGUGGGCCAGACUGAAGAGGAAGCCGCCAAUCAUACAGGAAUUGAGUUCACUCAGGCCGCUGAACUUCAUGGACGUGCCUUUGUCUUUGGCUCCUUUGUCGCAGAGGUGACUGGACCCAAUGCCAAGAAACGUUCAGCUAGCCUGAAUAGAAUUCUUGAGCUAUUGCUAGAACUGUAUUUGGUUAAUGAAACCCUCAAGCAACUAGGACAUCUGCUACAAUUCAUUAACUUGACGGAUACGGAUUUAAGCCAACUGCAAGAUCGCCUGGAGCAUACUUUGACCAAACUCCGUCCCGAAGCUGUGGCCAUUGUGGAUGGGUUCGAUUUCAGUGAUAUUCAAUUGAACUCUGCCUUGGGCUCAUACGAUGGCAAUGCCUAUGAACGUAUCUUUGAUUCCGCUCUUAAGAAUCCACUAAAUCAAAAGUCUGUGCCAAAGUCUUUCCAUUCGUAUCUAAAACCAUUCGUCAAGUCCAAUAUCUAAGUGCCUAGAAUUUAGAGUCGAGCAAUAUAAGUAUAGGAGAUGGGUUAUCUUAUUCUUUUUGUAUAUACAAUUGUUAUUACCUCAUUUUAUAUUUGUUGUUAUGUAUAACUAAACUAAACUACUCUCUUAAUAAAUUUUUAUA
Drosophila willistoni is the source of this 2286-nucleotide messenger RNA. It is a transcript of the gene Acox57D-p, whose product is annotated as probable peroxisomal acyl-coenzyme A oxidase 1. Gene Ontology annotation, biological process: fatty acid beta-oxidation using acyl-CoA oxidase; lipid homeostasis. The transcript has 7 exons. The record is from RefSeq and is a predicted model, not a curated record. Gene Ontology annotation, cellular component: peroxisome. NCBI's taxonomy places the organism in Eukaryota, Metazoa, Arthropoda, Insecta, Diptera, Drosophilidae. The coding region runs from base 120 to 2144 and encodes 674 amino acids. Gene Ontology annotation, molecular function: FAD binding; acyl-CoA oxidase activity; fatty acid binding.